CGCCUACGGCAGCACUGUCGGCUUGGGUUGUUGUUUCCUAUCCGCCAUUUUCCAGUCGCCAUUGAAAGGUGAAAACUUCACUAAAUGUCGGUGAUGAUUUUAAGAUUUUGAGUGGUUUCUUUAAGAUUGAACCCGUUUUUAGUGUUGUGAAAUGAAAAUGAAGUGCCCCGGACUACCAUGACGCAUCAAAAUCACCAAACAAACGGUGCAAGUCUCGAGGAUUGCCACACAAACUUCUUCGCCUUGACGGAGCUGUAUGGCAUAAAAUGGCGUAAGCUCGUAUGGGGGGAGACGAGCGGCGGCGGCGACGGGGAGGAGGGCGGCGCGCCGCUGGCGGACCCGGUCAUCAGCAGCUACGCGCGCUGCCUGGCCGGCGACAUCCUGUGCGUGUGGCGGCGGGUGCCGGCGCCGCCGCCGCCCGACAACAUCUAUGAGAUGAGCACCCCCGCGCCGCCGCCCCUCUCCCUCCGAGCCGCUAAAGAGCUAUGGAUAUUCUGGUACGGCGAAGAGCCCGACCUGAAUGGUCUAGUUGCACCAGAACUUAUUGCCAGCCAAGGUGACCAGGGCUCGUGGGAGAGUGGACUCUCGUACGAAUGUCGUUCGCUGCUGUUCAAGGCUCUUCACAAUCUUAUUGAAAGAUGCCUUCUGUCGCGGGACUUCGUGCGGCUCGGCAAAUGGUUCGUCCAACCAUACGACGGCGACGAACAAGAAGUCGGCAAGAGUCCAUGGCACCUGUCGUUCUCGUUCGCGUUCUUCCUGCACGGCGAGAGCACGGUGUGCGCGUCGGUGGACGUGCGACAGCACCCGCCCGUCCGGACGCUGACCGCCAAGCGCCUCGCCAAGAUCAACUCGCCCGACAACCAGGCUGAUGCCAAAGUGAUCCUGGCCCCGUUCGGUCUGGAGGGCACGCUGUCUGGUCGCGAGUGGAGCGAUGCGGACGCGGCCACGGCGCGGCUGCUCGACGCCUGGCGGCAGCUCUACCCGUUGGAACAGGGCUGCGGCGCUGUAGAGGUCCGCGUGGGCGGUGCUCGCAUGCGCUACCCGGUGCCGUACGUGCUGGUGACGAGCAUGGAGGCCGCCGCGCCCGAGCGCCGCGCGCCCGCCGCCGCGCACCGCGCCCUCGCCGCGCUCACCACGCCUGCUCCGCACCAGGCGGCUGAGAUCUGCUUCAGCGACACGACAGCGGAUAAGUGCGAGGACUUCAUAGAUCCCACCAGAAAAACUCCUUGUACCUGUGCGAAGGGUGUGUCGCUGGGCGGCGCGGCGUGCUCGCCGGGCAGCUGCGGCGGCGGCUCGCCCGCGGCCGGCGGCUCGGCGCCGCCCUCCGCCGGCGCGCCGCAGUCGCCGCACCACCAGCCGCCGCCGCCGCAUCAGUCAACGGGUGCGGUCCCAACGACGCUGCACACGCCGGCGCCGACGCCCGACCCUCACGCGCCGCCCACUCCUGCGCCGCCUUCUCUACCGCCGCCCAAGACUUACACUCAGGGCGAGUCGGUCCCCGGCUGCGAGAUAUCCCGGCGGCCGACGCUGCCCGCCGCCGCGCCGCGCCUCGACCCGCUCGAAGACGAACACUCGCUGCACAUGCUGUAUGACUACACCACCGUAUACGCAUGGUUGGAACACCCAGUAAAGCGGUUCAAGUCGUCACAGAGCAGCUUCCGCGAGGAGAUGGCGCUGGGCGCGGCGCCGGCCGACCUGUACGCCGGACACGACCACACCAACGUGCCCGCCAUGCGCGACCAUCGGAACGAUGUUAAGCUGGAGAAGCAUGAACAUAAUGAGGAUACAAAAGAGUACAAGAACCUAUUCACAUCGGACGGCUUAUGUCCGACAUUCAAAGACCUGGAGCAGAUAUUCGACAACUCGGACGACGCGGCCAGCGGCGAUGAGACGGUAAGACUUCUGCAAGUGUCGACGCCGCCGGACUCGAACAAGUCUGAGGAGCGGUGCCUGGGCCGCGGCUGCCCGCGGGCCGAGGAGCUGAGCAAGAUGUUCCCCACGCCGCCCAGCAUGGAGGCGCAUGCGCAGGCCUCGCCCGCCUUCUCGCUGCCCGACGACGCCACGCCGCACCCGCGCCAGCCCGGCUCGCCGCCGCCUGACAUACCCAUCGAGGACUGGUCAUACGUGUUCAAACCGCCUACCGUAUUCAAAUACGUGGGCUCGUCUAAGUACGCGCCGCUGACGACGCUGCCGAGCCAGCUGCUGCCGCCCGUCACGCUGCCGCCGCAUGCCGUGUACCGGCCGCGCUGCCACCAGGAGCACGACGACCACGACAAGCGGGAGCCGGACGCUGAUGCCGAUACCAAUAGGACGGCCGGUGUGAAACGCUCCGCUCCCCCUACCCCUGAAAGCCGCGAGGCGCGGAGUCGGAACGCUCGCGAGCCGGGCCCCGGGCCCCCGGGCCCCGCCACCACCAACACCUCCGUAGUGCCGCGAGCACAGGCGCGGGUGGCGGAGGCCGCGCCGGCGCCGCCCGCGCACGUGGCCUGCCCGCUCAUGCUCAACGUGCUGCUAGCGGAUACCGUGCUCAACGUCUUCCGCGACCACAACUUUGAUAGCUGCACGCUUUGCGUCUGCAAUGCUGGACCUAAGGUCGUGGGCAACAUCCGCGGCGCGGACGCGGCGACGUACCUGGCGGGCUGCUCGGGCAUGGGCGGCGCGGCGGGCUCGUCGCCGCGGCCGGACGACGAGCCGGCGCACUGCACGUGCGGCUUCAGCGCCAUCCUCAACCGCCGCCGCGCACACCGCGCCGGACUCUUCUACGAGGACGAGAUGGAGAUCACGGGCUUAGCGGAGGAGCCGGGCGGGGCGGAGGCGGGCGCGCUGGGCGAGGUGGCGCGCGCCGUGCUGGCCGCCAGCGCCGCCCCGCCCGCGCCGCCCGCCGCCGCGCUGGCCCGCGCCGCCGCCGCCGCCGCCGCCGCGCCGCCGCACGACGACCUGCGCCUCAACCUGCUCGAGUACACGGACGGCGGCACGGCGGCAGCGCGAGCUCUCCGCGCGUCCAUCACCUCAGGCGUCAGCGUGAACAGCCUCAGCAGCGCCAACGCCCCGCAAGCUGUGCAUCGCUGGCCCUUUAUCGGGGCACGAGCGCCCAGAUCCUCAAGGGACGUCGUCAGAUUAAUGCGGCGACUAAGGCCCCUCCUACAAGAUGCGAUACAGAAGCGUUGUUGUGGCGCCCGCAUGUGGGACGGUGUGACGGGCCCGCUCACGUGGCGCCAGUUCCACCGCCUCGCCGGCCGCGGCAACGAGGACCUGUGCGAGCCGCAGCCCGUGCCUCCUCUACUGGUCGGACACGAUCGCGACUGGAUAUCAUUGUCACCCUACGCGUUACGACAUUGGGAACGAUUAGCUCUCGAACCAUAUUCGUACGCUAGAGACGUAGCGUACGUGGUACUAGCGGCCGAUUGUGACUCCCUGACCGAGCCGCUGAAGGCUUUCUUCCGCGAGCUGUCGACGGCGUACGAGUCGUGCCGGCUGGGGCGGCACCAGCCCAUCGGGCGCGUGGCGCGGGACGGGCUGGUGCGCUGCGGCGCGGCGCGGCGGGCGGCGCGCGACGACUGGGCGGGCGCGCUGCCGCCGGGCCGCCUGGGCGAGCAGCUGCGCGCCUACGCCGACACGCUGCGCGCGCACCUGCUGCCGCAGCUGGCGGCGCUGGGCGGCGACGCGCUGCUGGACGCCGAGCCGCGCCCGCCCGCCACGCCCGAGCCCGCGCCCGACGACGCCGAGCCCGCGCCGCCCGCGCCGCCGCCCGCCGCGCCCGCCGCCGCCGAGGAGGAGGGCGGCGCGCCGGCGCUGGUGGUGUACGUGGUGGAGCCGCCCGCCGCGCACGCGCACCGCCCGCUCGCGCUGCACGCGCUGCUCAGGCUCGUCACACGAACUAUGGACCACUUACAUCACCACAAUCCGCUCGUCAAGAUCAUUUCCCUGGAGAGCAUAUGCUCGCGCUGGGGCCUGGGCGCGGCUCGCGACACAGGCCCGGCGCCGGGCGCGGAGGGCGGCGCGGGGCAGGCGGGCGGCGGCGCCGACGUGCGCGCGCUGGCCUUCAGCGUGUUCACCGGCGCCCGCCGCCUGCUGCAGCACCACGCCAACGGCAAGUCGCUCACCGGCUUCGGCACCGCCGCCGACGCCAACCUCUUCCUGCAGGCCAAAGAUGAGAAGAACCGCGCCCCAUACGCGCUGUUCUCCCCCGCGUGGGUGCUGGCGGCGCCGCGCGCGCUGAAGGAGGUGGCGGAGACGUGGGGCACCGGCGCCACCGAGGCGGGCGGCGUGCUGUUCCUCGCCUACUGCCUCAGCCACGACCAGCGCUGGCUGCUGGCGGCGGCGUCCGACGCGCGCGGCGAGCUGCUCGACACCGCCGCCAUCAACAUACAUGUGCCGCACAGAUCUCGGCGGCGGCGCAGCGCCCCGGCGCGGCGGCUGGGGCUGACCAAGCUGAUGGACUUCACGCUGGGCGUCAUGAGCCAGGCCGCGCAGCCCUGGAGGCUGGUCGUCGGCCGCGUCGGACGCAUCGGACAUGGAGAACUCAAAGGCUGGAGCUGGCUGCUGUCACGCAAGCACCUGGUGCGGGCGUCGGCGCAGCUGCGCGAGCUGUGCGGCAGCUGCGGCGUGGUGUACCCGGCGGGGGCGCCGUGCAUCGUGUCGGCCUGCCUCGUGUCCACGGAGCCCGACUCCUGCCUGCGCCUCAUGGCCGACCGCUUCACGCCCGACGAGCGCUUCUCGCAGGCCUCCAUCCAGUCGCACCUGCACACGCCGCGCGACGUCACCGCCACGCACAUCCUCGUCUUCCCCACCUCCGCCACCACGCAGUCAAACCAGAUGCCAUUCGAGCCACCGAUGGCGAACGGCGAGGACAGCGACAUGAUGUUCCUGAACGUGGACAUGGGAGACGAGGACAUGGGCGAGGACAACAUGACGGACUUACUCAUCGGCGACAUGUUCAACAACAUGUGGGCGGCCGGCAGCCCCCGCCGGACUGACGACGACCCCGCCGCCAGCCCGCAGGCGCAUCACCAUCACCAGGCCGCCUUCCAUCAUCAAGAUGAUAAUGCUGCCGAGGCGGUGGGCGCGCUGCUGCAGCAGCCGCUGGCGCUGGGCUACAUGGUGUCGACGGCGCCGCUGGGCGCCAUGCCGGCGUGGUGGUGGGCAGGCUGUGCUCACCUGCGCGGCGCCUGCCCCGCCUUCCUCAAGACGGCGCUGCACCUGCACGCCGGCAGCCUGCAGGCCGCCGACGACUACACCUCGCUCACGCAGCGCCGCGACCACAACACGCACCCGCUCGACUCGCAGGUCACCACCGAUGUGCUCAGAUACGUGCUAGAAGGUUAUAACGCGCUGUCAUGGUUAGCGCUGGACGGCAACACUCACGACCGGCUGUCGUGCCUGCCGCUGCACGUGCAGGUGCUCAUGCAGCUGUACCACACGGCCGCAGCGCUCGGCUAGACCACCAGCCGAGUGCCGUAGUGACGUGCCAGUGACAGUGUCUCAACUAGUGCAGUGUAGUGACGUGUACGAGUGACGAGUGACUAGUGAACAAUCGGAUCUGACAUAAUAAUAUAGUAUCGCGCAGGAAGCCUUACAACUAUCUCUAACACCUAUUAAUGUUAAAAAGUUUACACUCGUUAACAUUACAGGUGUUCAGGAUGGCACUAAAUGUGCCAUAAUGUUGGAUAAUGACGUCAGCCUGCCUACAUACUAUUUAUUAGAGUAAUUUGUUGAAGUUGGACAUCAUGGUUGUAGUGGUCAUAUGGGUAAUAUUGCUAUUUAUCUUAUUUAUUUUUUAUUUAUAUGUAUUUUGUUGAUAGUUUAUCCAGUUGAACCGGACCGUUAAUGGUUCUGUUUCAGACAACUGGAUAGUAUAUAUUUUUUAUGUAUUUUUUUUACUAAUGGUAAUUUAAAUCUUGGUACCAUUUGCCUUAUUUUGUCUCCAGACAACUAUACAAAUAGCUUGUUUACAAUGAUAAAUAUGAAUUAAAGUAUUGCCCAUGGAUCACUAAGUUGAAGUAAGGUAAAUGACUAAAAGGCAGCAUAAAGGUAGACUCGUAGUUGAUGACAGUACUUAGAUAAAUUAACUAGUAGGGAGUGUAAGUUCUGGGCCUCGUUACGAUAUGUUGUUGUUGUCAAAUGUUGGAGAGUCCUCUACGUGUUGUAGGGGACAGUGUUGGGUGCGGUUUCGCUCUGUUUAGUAACAUUCUGUAUGUAGCAACAUGCUUUAGCAAUUGUUUUACUUACAGAUUCAUUCAUUUUCAUUUUUAAUGCUAGACAGUGGGUCAAUAUAGCUCUUGUAUACUUUAAUUAAGUAAACAUGAGUUAGAACCUUAGAUAAAAAGACCAUCAAUUAUGAAUACAUUAAGUUGAGACAUUACUUUUGCCCUACUAUUAACAACUCCUUACGUUCUAAAGUAAAUUACUACAAACAUACAACAGUUUACUGUUUGGUAAAAUAUGCCUUAUUAAACAGAGUGAAUUACCAUGCACAAACUUCUAAAUUGAAAUAUCAAAAAUGUUAAAUUAAUUACUAGGAAAAUUUAAAAAUGCAAACUAGUUAAGCCGGGGAAUCUAGGUUAAUAAGUUUGAUCACAAAAUAAGGUCCAAUUUGGCAUAUGAACAGUUUUCCAUGUUUUAUAUAUGAAUCAUUCACCACAUGUCAAAAGGCAUUUUAAUUUAUAACCAGCAAUCAAUCCAUUCGAAUAUCAAGGUCUUUCAAUCAAUUUAGUUUGCUGGAAAACAAAACCUAGUUUACAAAGUGCCAAUUAGGGCAAACAAAAAUAUCAAAUUUUAUUCAUAAGAACUUUCAAUUCAUAUUAGGUAUACAUGUUUGCAUACAGUUUUUGAUAGUUAUUUUUCAAUCAGUUUUUAAAUAUUAUGAGUGAUGAACUUUUAUCAUUUUCUUGCUAAUAAUAUCUAGUUACAUUUUUUAAAAUAAAAUCAGUAAGAAUCCACUUCCAUGCAGUCUUGUCGGAAUAAACAAUACUUCCUGAUCUCUCAUUCCAGAAUUGAAAGUGAACCUCAUUUUAUGUAGCUAUCAUUUUUAUUAGACAGACAUGACCUUCAAAUACUUAUAUAUAAAUGUAGAAAAUUUUAAAUAACGCGCCCAAAAGGCUAAAUGCAAUAAAAUAAGGAUUUAUGUGGGAUUAUUGUAAUUAGAUAGUUAAUUGCUCACAAUAUCCCUUUUCUCUCUCUUUUACCUCAAAUAUUUUCACACCUCGACAUUAAACUUCCGUCGAUUUAAUUAUCGUAGCUAGUGUUAAAAUUAAUAGCAAAAUAAAAUUUCAUGUUUUCAAAUAACGUUAGUAUCCAAAUAAGGAUUUUGAAUUCAUUUAGCUUGUAUAAAAUUGAUAUUUUCUGCAAUGUAGAAAAUUUUGAGUCCAAUUUUAUAUUUCACUGAGCUUUAAUUUUACUACUGCAUCAAUUCAUUUUUUUCAUACAAAUCAGGUUUUAUUUUGAUCUCAAUGGCCAUUUUACUCUUUGAUACUGACUAAACUUUAGAGGCAAAUGUAAAGUUUAGUGAUUUUACUAAAGUGCAUCAAGUAAUUUUAUUUGGUCAUGCUCGGAACUUUAAUUUAUGGAAAUUAAUAUCUAACAUUCAACCACAAGUUAACAUUUGAACAUCACACAGACACACACGCACAUACGGUUUUUCCGACUUCAUAGUGCAAAUGUCUGAAUGCGACAUCAUGAAAUAUUUAUUUCUUAACGAAAUCGACGUCACAAUUUUUACAACUGCAGCACAUUAUUACUGCAAUGUAUGUAUUAAUGUAGUGUAUUUUUUGUAAAUUUUCGUUAUUUUAAUAAACCGGUAUGAAUUACCAAAGGAGUUAGAUAUGUAUAGUAUUUUAGAUAUUUUUUUACUGAUGUUUCUUAUUAAAUCGUCCACCAAACCAUCUCACUUAUUAUAACGACACUUGUCGACACGUACGUUCAUGCAUUAUUUUUGUAGGCUUUUAUGAAAAAUGCAAUUUUUCCUAAUUUGUAGUGUUUUGCACAACUUUGCUUUAUGAAUCACGUAGUUUCAAUCUCUAGGGACAAAAUGUAUUUAGAUAAAUUGACCACUGAAGUAAACUUGAAUUCUGUACAGUUUUAUACGAGGGAACAAAAGCUCAACAUUGCUUCUCACAUGUGCUGCAUUGCACCGGCAUUCUAGCGUACACUAAUGUUCAAAUGAUCACUUGCGUAAUCUGCGGAGUGUCCGUGCGAUGUCGGUAACAAUUCUACAACAAACAGAUUUGCUAGUAAAUAUAUCUUAUGAUAACAAAAUACGAAACGGUGCAAUUGCGUAGCGCAACAAUAGUAACUGCUUCUAGUGUGAAUAUUCUCAGCUGUACUUUUACUAAAACGUAGAUGCAGUGAGUGCGAAGUUAAACUUUUUUGCGAAUGCUACACCUAAUUUGUCAGCAUUGAGCAGAAACGUUGUUUGCGUGGGAAAAAAGCACUUGAAGCAAUUUAUUCUAUGGCUGCGUUAUGCAAUUAAGCUGCAGAAAGCUAAUUAGAAACACCAAUAGUUUAUCGUUAGUUAAAAUAAAAUAGUGAUAAAGAGAGCCCCCUAGAUGAUGUUGGAAGUAGCAUUUGUAUAAUUAGACAUUGUCGUUUUAUAAAAAAAGAAUAUAAAAUGGAGCCAUUUGAAACAACAGAAGAGCGUGUUGAUGCGUCGAAUCUCCGACAGUUUAGUAGUUAUAAUGAAAUUUUCUAUUUUAAUAUAUUAUUAAAGCGUAAGCGUAGGGAGGUGUGCUGUGAAAACAAAUCUGUAAAUAUGUCCGAUGCGUGGUUUGGAUCGUGUAUUACUCAUUUUUUAUUGAUAUAUUCCAUUUUUAAUCUUAUUUCUGUGGACUGAGUUCGGAAAAAUCAAAAAUCUUAAAUUAAUUUUUCGUAUUGAACAAAUUAUCAGAAAUCAGAUUGUAAAUUAUUUUUUUGUUGCUUAGUACCUAAUUAUUUUUUGUAUUGUCAAGUGAUGGUAGGCAAUUUGUACAGGUUUUGUAUGUAUGCGCGAGCGCAGCGCCGCGGCGGUUUGAAUAAAUUAUUUAAUGUAGACGCGGCCCGCCCGCCACUUAACUGAAUUAUGCCUAGUUGAAUAUGAAAUGUUUUAAAUGUGUUACAGCAUUUGAGAAUAUUUAAUGAUGUUGUAUAUAGUUUAUUAUUUUGUUUUGUAAAACGACAUUUUGUACAUAUACUCGAUGUAGUAUCGAAUACCGUUAAUUAUUUGCCCACAUUGCCGAUGUAUAAUGGAGCACGUUUUAAAGAAACCACUCGUAAUAUUUUGUACAGUUGUUAAUCGAGAUUCGUAGUUGAAUGGAUUAUUUUAAGGAUUUCGUUUUUUUGACUUUUUUGUUAUUGUGAAUUUGUCAAUUUUUUUAGGGAAUUGGGAUCGUACUGUACAUAGACCUCACCAUUUUGUCAUAUAUUAGUUGUAAGCGGUCAAAUCUGAUGAUUGAUGUGGAAAUCAAAUUUUCUAAAUGGAGCAAUCAUUAGAAAUUCGUAAAACAAAAUUAGUGUAAUACUUGAUAUUAAUAUAACUUUAUAAAUAACUGUGAAAAUAGGUAAUAAUAAUUAUGAAUAAAAUAUUACAUAUUUAAAAA
Messenger RNA from Helicoverpa zea (corn earworm), 9569 nucleotides. RefSeq names its product mediator of RNA polymerase II transcription subunit 13 (gene skd). Gene Ontology annotation, biological process: regulation of transcription by RNA polymerase II. NCBI's taxonomy places the organism in Eukaryota, Metazoa, Arthropoda, Insecta, Lepidoptera, Noctuidae. Bases 178 to 5439 code for a protein of 1753 amino acids. Gene Ontology annotation, cellular component: mediator complex. Gene Ontology annotation, molecular function: transcription coregulator activity. The transcript has 27 exons. The record is from RefSeq and is a predicted model, not a curated record.